Ostreobium quekettii is the source of this 1083-nucleotide messenger RNA. Lineage: Eukaryota; Viridiplantae; Chlorophyta; Ulvophyceae; Bryopsidales; Ostreobiaceae. The record is from the annotation of a GenBank genome assembly.
AUGCCGGCGGACGACCCGUUGUUGCCGGUGGCCCUCGAGGCCAGGCCCUUCAGCGGGCUUUGGUUCUCCUCCCGGGACGACGAGGAGCGGUUCUGCGAGCAGUACGCCAGCCGCCACUUCGCCCCGGUGGACUGCCCGCGCCACAGGUUCGUGCUGAUCGUGGUGCUGGCCUUCGCCUGGGGCCGCCUGCGUGACGACUACCUGGACUUCGGGCGCCUGUCGAGCGGGGGCGUCGCCGGGGCGGCCACCGUGGCCGCAUGUCUGCUCAUGCACCGGCUGUGGUCGGCGCUGGAAGUGGGGGCGCGACCGCGCCGCCGGACAAAGUUCAUCAUCGCCACCCGCCUGCUGCUGGGCAGCCUGCCCCUGGCGUUCCUGUCCACCGUGUGGUUCAGGAAGCCCGUCACGGACUCCAAAUCGUUGCUCCGGUUCCUGCUGCUCAACACCGGCGCGCUGGGCCUGCUGUUCCACAGCUUCGCGCACCCUCUGUUUGCAAGGCACCACUUGCUGGUACAGGUGCCCACGGUGGCCUACAUGGCGCUGCACGUCCCCCACCGCGCCUGCGUGGAGGGCAUUAUCACUGCGGACAGCGGGCCCUACAUUGUGGCGGUGUGGCGGUGGCUCAGCGCGUUCUGCACGGGCGCCGCCGUGGCCACGCCCACGCCCCCGGUAUACGACUGCUGCAGGGAUAUCGUGGUGGUCAUGUUGCUGGUGUACGGUCUCUGCUUGCCGUCGUACGUGCUGUGGGUGGCUGAGUACAGGGCCCGGACCAGGUUCAACCCCGCUUCGCCGCAGCUGACUUGGAGCACUGCCCUGGUGCACGUCAUGCUGUUCGUCACCGUCCUGUCGUGCUUUUGGAUCGUCAUGCAUGCGCCCUUGUUGGCCGAGGUGGAAGGAACCAUGCAGGUCGACGUCAGUGCAUUCGGUGGCGUGCCUGAGGGCAAUGAGGCAUUGGGGGCGGGGCGCCAGAGUUCACAGCACCUCAACCAGAUGUCGUCCGGAGGAUGCACAGAGGGCGUGUCAGAAAUAAUGGAGGGCAGGCGUGGGGGUGUGACUGAUGCUGCUGUGGGACUUCUGGGUGCCUGA